This is a messenger RNA of Exophiala spinifera, 1032 nucleotides long. RefSeq lists its product as uncharacterized. The record is from RefSeq and is a predicted model, not a curated record. NCBI's taxonomy places the organism in Eukaryota, Fungi, Ascomycota, Eurotiomycetes, Chaetothyriales, Herpotrichiellaceae. Bases 1 to 1032 code for a protein of 343 amino acids. The transcript has a single exon.
AUGGACGCCCACGCCCAUCUCCUCUCCCUAGGCUGGGCAGGGCCAGGCCACUCCCUCGAUUCCCGCCCGUACAAACAAAAGGGCCACCGCGGUCUAGCGUACGACCCUGCAAAAGUCGGCAACAACGGCACAGGCCUCGUUAAGCCGCUCAUGAUCUCCCAGCGAAAGGGGCGUUUGGGGGUGGGCAAGAAAUCGCACGAGCCGCAAGCCGGGAACGAAUGGUGGCUCAAGGGCUUUGAAAGCGCGCUGGGGAACGUCGGCAAGAGUGAAAGCGAGAGGAGCAGUGGCGCCUCGACACCCGUCGUGCCGCUGUACAACGGAAGAGGCAAACACAGCGGCUUGUACAGUUUCUUCAUCAAGGGUCAACAGAUGGAAGGCACCAUAGGAGACGACAAGCCUGUCAUGGGGACGAUAUCGACCGUGAAGAAGGAUAAGAACAGCAGUGACGACAAUACCACCACCACCACCACCAACAAGAAGAAGAGGAAAAGCGACGCUCUCGGCACAUCUACCGACGACGACGACGACGACGACGCCGGGGAUGAAUCUGGUCAACAAGAGUCGAGUGUGAAGAAGAGACGGAAACAAAAACAACAACAGAAAAGAGCGGCCGCCGAGUUCGAGCAGGUAGGCGAGUACCUUGCCCUUCGCGACAAGGACAGCAAGCGCCGCAAACGCACGGAGAGACCCAGUCCAGUCGAAGAAUUCAAACAGGUGGGCGAGUACCUGGCCGCCCGAACUGACAAGAAGAAGAAAAAGAAGGACAAUGUCGGGUCGCAGCAGGAGAAGGAGGAGGAGGAUGGUGAUCAAUCCAAGACUGAACGGACCGAAACAAAAGAAAAGAGACGAGAACGGCGGCGGAAAAGAAAGGAAGAGAAAGAGCGACGACAGAAGACACAACCCGAGUCUCGUGGCGUUGAAUUGGACGAUGAUGUCGAGAGCGAAGACGCCGCCGCGAAAGAAGCGAGACGAGCAGAGCGCAAAAGGCGGAAAGCUGCUGAAAAGGCCGCCAAAGCCGCAAAGGGUGUUUGA